Molecule: messenger RNA, 2706 nt
Organism: Magnolia sinica
Lineage: Eukaryota; Viridiplantae; Streptophyta; Magnoliopsida; Magnoliales; Magnoliaceae
Exons: 12
Coding region: 70-2373 (767 amino acids)
Source: RefSeq, a predicted model, not a curated record
CCCAAACUACUCUCAUGCUCUGAAAAUCUCCAAAACCCUAACCCUAGGCCUAAUUCCAACUGCUCGAAAAUGGAUAGCGACGACGAUCUGAUCUUCUCCGCCCGUAAAGAUCCGCCUUCUCCCAUUCAUCAGACCAAGCUCAGACGCUUGAAGAAAGCAUCCGGGGUGUCAAAACCGCCACCCGUUGAAACACAAGAUCCCAUUCCUUCGAUCCCAACAUCAGAUUCCCUCGAUGGUUCAGAUGCUGUGGAGCCCCAGAAAUCUCCAGAUCUAGAGAAACUGAUAGAUCAGAUUAAUCCGGUAUCCGGAUCGGAGGGUUUCAAUGAGGAAUCGGAAGUGGGUGCUGGAGGAGAAGCUCGGGAAUCAUUGGAUCUGGAAGCAGAAGAGGAACUGCAAGGUACGGCGGCUGCGUUUGAUGAAAAAGGAGAUGGUUCGAGCUUUGAAUUUGAUGGACCGAGGGAUGGUUUGAAUUUCGAGAAAUUCACGAAGAAACGGCGUAGUUCCAGAGAAGGGAAAGAGAAGGAGAGGAAAAAGAAGAAGAAGAAUGAGAGCAUUGGUGACGAAGGGAAGCCGCCCGAAGUAUCUGGACGGAACAAGAGAAAGCUUGUAAAGGAAAGGGAAGCAUAUCUCAACCUGAUCCAUGUUGAAUCACAGAGAUUGCUACGAGAAACUAGAGAUGCAUCCUUUAAACCUGUACCAAUUGUCCAGAAGCCCAUAUCUUCAGUGUUGGAGAAGAUCCGGCUUCGGAAGUUGGAGGUGUUGAAGAAGUCUGGAAUUUCUGAUGGUUCUGAUUGUCUUGUUGAUACUCACACUUCUUCGAGGGACCUAAAUGAGAAUUUUGAACCUCAUGUUAAUAAUGACAGCAGAGAGGAUAGUGAGACUGCAGAAAAGGAUGGAGGCAUGCAUGUUAUGAGUCCUGAGGGCUGUGAUGCAAAAUCAGCUGACGUUGAAGGGUUGGGUUUUCCUGAUUCUCUUUUGUCUCCUAAUGAAAGUACCCCCUCCAAUACAGGUUCAGCCAAGGAGUCUCAUGAUGCAUCUCAAAAUACAACCAAUGACACACAGGAACUUCUUCGUGAAUCCCAACUUAGUGAAGCAGAAGAAAAGCAGACCGAGGAUCUUGCUGAAAGUUCUCAAGAAGAAGAUGCUUUUACUCCAUCUGUCCUUGCUACAAACUUAAAACUUGAUUCUAUUCCUCCAGGUGAUGACUCAUCUGAUGAAGAAUAUGACGACAAGGAAAAUGUUGACCCUCAUCUGCACAAGGUGGUUGAUGUUGGUUUGCAUUCAAAAGGUGAUCCUGUUAAAGCUUUUGUAGAUGACGAGGCUGAGGAAGAGGAUGAUGGUGACAAUGAUCUGAUGCGAUUCCGAGAAAAUGAAGAGGAUGAGGAUGGUGAGGAUAAUGAGGAACUUGGUGAUUUGAUUGUGACUGGAUACAAAGAGAUGCCCAUAGAUAGUGAGAGACGUGAUGAACUUCAUCAAAAGUGGCUUGAACAGCAGGAUGCAGCUGCAACAGACAAUGUCUUGCAGAGAUUGAAUUGUGGUUGGAAACAGAGAGAUCCAACAUUGCUUUGUGAGGAAGAAGAUGAGGAAGAGUUGGGUGAGGAUUCUGCAGAUGAGUCAGUGGAUGUUGAGCUUCCAGAAAAUGUUGCCCGACAAAGUUCAAAAAAAGCAAAGCAGAUGAUUGCUCAGAUGUACAAUGAUGGAGAUGAUGUCUUUGUAUCUUCAGAUGAUGAGGAAGUAGAGCAAAGGCUAGUUCGUCAACGCCUUCUUGAACAAACUGAAGAACAGGCCUCAUUUGUAUCUCCAGUAGAGGAUGAGAAUUCCCGAGAAGUUUUUGGUCUCAUAAAGAAGCUGAAUAUUGUCCCUGACACCAAGAAGAGAGCAAAAACAACAUCAUCUUUCUUUGAUACACUGGUCACUGGAGGAAACAGCAAUAGCUCUUCGAAGUCAUCUUUUUUGGGGCGGUCCCAAAGCAGUUCUCUUCCAUCGUCUCACAAGCAAGGAUCAUCUGUGGUUCGAUCAUUCAUCUUUGGUCGUGAUGACAGCAAUAGCAGGAAUAGCUUCUCGACAUCUGAGCGUUCAGAUAUGGACCAGAAAGAAAACCGGCCCAUGAGGAAUGCCUCCGCGAAAUUCAGCAGUUCCCAGUCCAAAUCCACUGGCCACAGUGCAACGAUUAAGACAAAUGCUAGUUCUGGCACUUCCCUCUUUGAAAUCCUGCGGCAGUCUUCUAUGCACUCAGAUCAUUGUAUUCAGAGCGGAAAGCAAAGUGGCAGCCUCGAGAUCAGGCAAUCUCAAGCCCUCUAUCAAUUCACUGCAUUUAAAUCAUCGAAGAAGGCUAUCAAGGUAGAAAGCAAGAAUCUAAUGCAGGAAAGCUGAGUUACUCCUGCAUGUAGAUGGAGUCGUAGCUAUACAUCUCAGGAUUCAUGAGAGAAAAUGGUGGCGGUAGUUUGAAGCCAAUGGCCGACCCAACACAACCGCAUGGGACUGUCAAUGAGAGCACAACUCCUGGUGGAGUUGAAUUGCAGCUCCACAUCUACACUCUGAAAAUGGUUAGAGAAGUCUACAUUUCUUCCGUAAGAAAAUCCAAAAUCAGUCAUAGAUUAUUUCAUCUGAUGGUUCCAGUUUUCUGGACUGUGUUGUCAUGUUUGGAUUGGAAAUCAGUGACAAUCUCAGUUGAUAAGUGAAAGUUGUUGAGGGGCAUUUUGUUCA